This is a messenger RNA of Mytilinidion resinicola, 2745 nucleotides long. RefSeq lists its product as uncharacterized. Bases 1 to 2745 code for a protein of 914 amino acids. The record is from RefSeq and is a predicted model, not a curated record. NCBI's taxonomy places the organism in Eukaryota, Fungi, Ascomycota, Dothideomycetes, Mytilinidiales, Mytilinidiaceae. The transcript has 4 exons.
AUGGAUCCUGGCGGGUAUUUUCUGUGCGCUCCAGCGGACCCGUCCGGGACCAUUGAAAAGGUGCCGUUCGUCGACGGGGACCACAGAUGGGAUGGUGGGCAAUUCCUGCUCUUUGCCAAUCGAAACGCAUUGCUUGACCACGUCCCCAUUAAUCUUCGAGAGAUCGAUGACGGAACACCUUACGUCAAUGCGGUAGAUCGAAUCUCACCGUCCGAGAGGCAAUCAUUCUUCCAAACUUGGUUCUUCUUUGGCCUCCUUGCUGAGUUCUUCGCCCUCAAUGACCUGGACGAUCAAGCGCCUGGUGACGAUGUCAUGAAGAGAAGGAGCUCGCUACAGCAGCUGUACGACGAUUUCACGGUCGAGGAGGGUGCGAGAAAAUAUAUCACCAUCAGCAAACUAUUUGAACAAGGGAUCAUGCAUGGCUUGAUGUGCUCUCUAAGAGAUCAUUCAACGGGACAGGUUAGCAGGUUUACAUAUCUUUGGAAAUGUCUCAAAUUCACCUACCAUAUGGUCAACAUGUCGCUCAGCUACCUUGAGAAGCAAAAUUGGAUGUCCAUCAGCGCCGUAGGCGAGUUUAUGAGCACUGCAAUAGCGUACGCCGUACAAUCGGCGUUCUUAGUCAUACCGAAUCCACCAAUACUUACGUUUCCAUGGCCUCAACACCCGCAGUAUAUGGGCCGUGGCUCAGUUGAGAAUAGGAUGAAGGAUGCUGGCUGGUGUAAGAGCGACAUCGAUCGCAUUGGACUGACUUACCAACGGCUCAACACGCAGCAUUUCCUUAGCCAUCUCAAGAGGCGCGACCUUCGCUGGGACCAUUCAUCUUGCUCUAGACAAAGAUGCAAUGCAGCUCAUAUCGUGCCCCAAACAUACGAACUAUCUCAUGCGCAAGAUGGCUGCGGCUGCUCAGAAAUCAAGGUCAACCUGGCAAAAGUCCAGCAGAUUCUUAGAGAUACGUCUACCUUUCCUAUCUUGCGCGUUCACGUGGAUGCGGAUCUUAAGAGUGUAACCAUCGACGUGGAACCAUACACGGGCAGUAAAGUGUACGUUGCAAUGUCCCAUGUGUGGGCCGAUGGCCUUGGGAAUCCCUACGAGAACUCCCUGCAUCGGUGUCAGAUAUCCCGCUUGGCGAAACUUAUUCACAACCUCCAGGAAACGGUGGAAGCGAAGACUUCAGAAUCCUGCGAACCUUACUUACUAUGGAUUGACACCUUGUGCUGCCCAGCAGUAGAGCGACAGACGAAAGCUCUUGCAAUCGAAAGACUGCCUGCAGUAUACACGGAAGCAAAGCAUGUUCUUGUACUCGAUUCCUCUAUUUACUCAUUCUUCUCAGAAGGCCUCCAUCCCGCAGAAGUGUGUCUUAGGGCGUUGGCGUCUUCGAACUGGAUGCGAAGGCUCUGGACUUUACAAGAAGGGGCAUUGGCAAGAUCGCUCUACUUUCAAUUUGCAGACCACCCAAUUAGUAUUGUCGAUAAAUCUGCGGAGUUGUUUCAGAUUAGCAUGUCGGACCCUAGAUAUCGGGCAAUAUUCAUGGAUGUUUCAGCGGAACUUUACAAUCUCCACGGCUUCUUUAAGAAGCAUCUUGAUCAGUCAUACUGGAACGAACAGAUGUGGGGGCCCUCCACCGUGUUCGGGCUUUUAUGGAUCCUCCAACGUGCUCUCCACUUCCGCUCCGCCUCGGUUGAAAGUGACGAGCCGCUGUGUAUCGCAACUCUCCUGUCCCUGGACCUAGCAAGUAUUGCCACCGUUCAGGGUCUCGAAGCUCGGAUGGAGCAACUCUGGAAGCAGGUCGCGAGCAAGGGAAGCGGAGUCUCCGCCCGUAUUAUAUUCUAUGUCGACAACCCCAUUCACAAGAAGGGUUUCGGAUGGGCGCCCAAAAGCCUGCUGGGGUCGGAUACCUAUUCACCUCUGGACCUAAAUAAUCUGGCCGCUCGUUUCCUUCCCUCGGUAGUAAUGAAUGAGCCGGUCAAGCCAGAAGACCUGGGAUCUCUCUCGGACUAUGGCCUCCGAGUGAAGCUUCCCGGUCACGGUCUCAGUCUGAAUCUUUGGCGAGAAAACAGCCCUAUUUGGAUGUGGAAAGGGUUGCUCGACACCCCCAUCAUGAACGAGAGUGUUCUUUGCCGCCAUGAAACUACUGGACGCUGGUUCCGCGUGACCGAGUACCUCCGAUGGAAAGCAGUCCAGCAAUUGCCGGAUAAAGAACUGCCGCGUUUCGGUGAAGCUAGCCCUAAUCCACUCAUUGAGGAUCUCCGCGAAGGGAAAGUGUACCUAAUCAGAGACGUGAAAUCCUCGGCUCAGGGAGCCACUGUGUAUCUGAUGGCACAGGUACGGCAAGACAUCCCGAGUGACUCUGAUGACCGGAAGUCCAUGUACGUCUAUUCUCGCCGAACCGUCCUUCUUCACGAGGUUGACAGGACGUAUGCGCGCGGCUUAGAGGCAUUCCGAGAGAUUGCGGCCGAAGUUGCCCAACACGAGCUUACCGAGAAUUUGAUCCAAGCUCGUAAGACGGAAAGCAUUGAAAGCGAUAUCUACCAAACCGCGUUAGCCAAAGUUGUGUUGCAGGUUAUUAAGCCCUUGUUUACAAAGGCUUUUAAUACGGAUUCUAGAGUAUCUGAGUUUUUCAGCGCCAACUUGGGAAUGACUUCUGCCCCGAAUAACUGGGUGGUGGUUCCCUCCCUGCUUCCUUUCGAGGCAGUCCUUUCUGAUAUGCCCGAGAACCAAUCGUGGGUUGUGGACAGGGAGAUUUGA